This is a messenger RNA of Lolium rigidum, 2269 nucleotides long. RefSeq names its product anaphase-promoting complex subunit 6. The record is from RefSeq and is a predicted model, not a curated record. The coding region runs from base 16 to 1632 and encodes 538 amino acids. Gene Ontology annotation, molecular function: protein binding. The transcript has 16 exons. NCBI's taxonomy places the organism in Eukaryota, Viridiplantae, Streptophyta, Magnoliopsida, Poales, Poaceae. Gene Ontology annotation, biological process: cell division.
GAGGCCGCGGCGGACAUGAGGGAGGAGGCGGUGGAGCGGCUGCGCGGGGUGGUGCGGGACAGCGUCGGGAAGCACCUCUACACGUCCGCCAUCUUCCUCGCCGACAAGGUGGCCGCGGCCACGGGCGACCCCGCCGACGUCUACAUGCUCGCGCAGGCGCUAUUCCUCGGCCGCCACCACCGCCGCGCGCUCCACGUCCUCAACAACGCCCGCCUGCUCCGCGACCUCCGCUUCAGGUUCCUCGCCGCCAAGUGCCUCGAGGAGUUGAAAGAAUGGCAUCAGUGUUUGAUGAUGCUUGGGGAUGCCAAAGUCGAUGAACGUGGCAAUCUUCUUGACCAGGAUGAUGGCAGUGACAUCUAUUUUGAUAAGGAUGCUGAAGAUCACGAGAUCAAUAUCAAAUCAGCUAUAUGUUUCCUACGUGGCAAGGCGUAUGAAGCACUGGAUAAUCGGGAUCUUGCUCGGCAAUGGUACAAGGCAGCAGUUAAAGUUGAUCCGUUGUGUUAUGAGGCUCUUGAAUGCCUUGUUGAUAAUUACAUGUUAACGUGCGAGGAAGAAUCUGAGUUAUUGUCCUCUCUGAAGUUCGGGAAAGAAGAUGGGUGGCUGUCAGCAUUCUACACAUGUUUGAUUAAAAAGCAUGAAAAAGAACAUGUGGUGGAAGCAAAAUUCAAGGAACUUGAACGUCAAUCUUGCAGUAUAUCUUCUUCAAGUUCUGGUCAAAUGAUGAAAAACAACAUUGACGUUUUGGCUUGCAAAGCUGAAUACUACCAUCAGAGUGGAGAAUACCAAAAAUGUUUUGAACUCACAUCCGUGUUACUUGAAAGGGAUCCUUUUCAUUUAAAAUGCACAUUAGUGCAUUUGGCUGCUGCAAUGGAGCUUGGGCAUUCCAAUGAUCUUUAUCUUUUGUCAUGCAAUUUAGUGAAAGACUAUCCUCAAAAGGCUAUUUCCUGGUUUGCUGUGGGGUGCUAUUAUUACUGCAUUAAGAAGUAUGAUCAAGCAAGAAGAUACUUUUGCAAAGCUACAGGGUUAGAUGGAACAUUCCCUCCUGCUUGGAUUGGUACUGGUAUCGCUUAUGCUGCUCAAGAGGAGGGUGACCAGGCAAUGGCUGCUUUUAGGACAGCAGCUCGACUAUUUCCUGGAUGCCAUCUCCCAACUUUAUACAUGGGCAUGCAAUAUGUGCGAAUGCAUAAUUUCAAACUUGCAGAACAGUUCUUCAUGCAAGCGAAAUCCAUCUGUCCAUCCGAUCCACUUAUAUAUAAUGAGUUGGGUGUUGUAGCUUAUAAUAUGAAAGAGUAUCAAAAUGCAGUUCAGUGGUUUGAGUUAACACUGGAACAUACAUCAUCGUCCGUGAAUGAAAUGUGGGAACCAACAUUGGUGAAUCUUGGACACGCACUGCGAAAACUGAAGAAAUAUCAAAAGGCAAUAUCAUAUUAUGAAAAAGCACUCGCUUUUCCAACAAAAACUCUGAGUGCAUUUUCUGGUCUUGCUUACACAUACCAACUUAUGGAUAAUUUUGAAGACGCCAUAACUUACUACCACAAGGCUCUAUGGUUGAAACCAGACGAUCAAUUCUGCACAGAAAUGCUAACUUCAGCUCUUGAGAGCAGUUGCCAGAGCACUGCUCGGAGAAAAUAGUUUAGGCAUAGUCGUUCCAUGCAAAUUGCGUAUUUUAUUUUUUUGGGCAAAUCUGGCCUUUUGACAAAACUAGUCCCCUCUUUUGACCCCCCGGUAAAACUAUUUCGGAAUGUGACCCCUAUGGUCGGCGCCACAGAGGACGACACCGAAGUUGUGCAGGUUGACGCCAACGAAAUUUAGCACGGAACAGCUCUAGGAGCUUGGCGCCACAUUGGCACCGGCCUUGUUCCGGCUCCACGCGGCUUGGUGCCGACCCUGCUUCGGCGCCAGUCAGUCUUGGCGCCGACCUGCACAACUUUAGCACCAUUCUAAUGGCGCCGAUCCUAGGGGUCAGAUUUCGACAUAGUUUUGCCGGGGGGCCAGACGAGGUAGUAGUUUUGCCGGAGUAUCAUAUCUGUCAAAAAAAUAAGCAAAUUGCAACGGGUGCUGUUGUAACUCAAGGGUGUUGCCCUGGCACCAAAUGCAUUCAUUUGUAGCCAAUUGUUGUAAAGUUAUUGAUGUGCAAAGUAUGUAAUGGCUCAAGUUCAUUUGUAACCACCCACAACCCAGAUAGACAGAUACUGGAUUUCCCGGUGUACUAUUGUGUGACAUUUUGCUGGUUUUUACUACUAAUGUAAAUACCACCAUGCCUUUUUGA